AUGUUUUCGUUUCAUGAUCUCAUGAGUGGAGUAGAUGCUAGGAAGAUCAUCGGACCAUUGAUGUCACCAUUUAUGGACAUGUUCGAUGUGAUGCAGAGGAACGUCAAAGCUCGAGCAUAUGCGGAUAAGUGCCUUGCCUCUGCGGUGUCAACAACACCUGCGCGUAUUGUUAUCCGUGUAAAGCUGAUAAUCUCGCCAAAAUUUUUGCUAAACGCAUAUUUUCAAGUAGCCCAAGAACGCGAAGACAGCCCCCUAAGCAGUUCGAGAAGCAUUUUCGAGAUGAUAGAACGCUUAAAUCGACCAACAACCACAACGACCCCACAGCCUCCUCUGCUAGAGCGCCUGAUAAGACCAUAUUUGGAACCUUGGCAGAAGCAGUUCAAUGACCUCCAAAAAGAUGUAGCCGGCAUUUUACCAGCAACAACUACAACUUCGCCAAAGAUUACAACCACCACCAGAGAAAAUCUUUUCGCAAAGUCUCUACAGCUAUUUUUCCCCUCGGUUCAAGAUGAAAAACCUCUUGCAACGACAACUCCUACCCCUCCUAAGCUCUUUGAUGCUAGUAUGAUCGAAAAACUGUUCUUCUCAAGACAGAAACGGGAUAUACACACACGACAAAAACGACAGGAAGACGUGAGGUCGCCAAGUUCAGGUCUGUUCAAUCCGUUUGAAAACCUUGAAAAACCAGUUUUAGAGUUCUCCAAUCCAUUCACACCAAAUCCGCUG
Molecule: messenger RNA, 726 nt
Organism: Cylicostephanus goldi
Lineage: Eukaryota; Metazoa; Nematoda; Chromadorea; Rhabditida; Strongylidae
Source: the annotation of a GenBank genome assembly